This is a messenger RNA of Paramormyrops kingsleyae, 1828 nucleotides long. It is a transcript of the gene dtwd2, whose product is annotated as DTW domain containing 2. NCBI's taxonomy places the organism in Eukaryota, Metazoa, Chordata, Actinopteri, Osteoglossiformes, Mormyridae. The record is from RefSeq and is a predicted model, not a curated record.
UGCGUAGGGGUGUUCGUAUGUUUUACUUAUAUAGUGCCAUGGAUGCACAAUGCGGGGACGCUUCGGAUUUAAAUGGCCCCGAAAAGUACUUCAGUAACAGCACAGUGGAGUCUAGACGUCCUUCCGGCUCGAUUGAGAGGGGACAAGAGGAAACAUCCGAUGUAUUUGGGGAUUUACUGGAACUGCCGGUUGAAAUAACUGAGAGACGUCCCACAUGUGUAAGAUGUGGGCGACCGCAAAAAGUGUGCCUGUGUCCCUUUCUGCCGGCGCGCCCCCUAGAGGUGUCCACAUGCCUGUACAUUGUGCAGCAUCCAGCAGAGGAGAGUCGGGCACUUCGGACAGUUCCACUUUUAGCUGCUUCACUGCCCCCCGGGAAGUGCAAGGUUCUAGUUGGAAGGAGGUUUAGUGAAGAAAGGAACCCCGAGCUGGCCGCGGUGUGUCGCGACCCCCACACGCUGGUUCUGUACCCUGGCCUGGAUGCGGAGAACCUGGAGGACAUGGAGAAGGAGCCCUCGACCUCGGCGCACAACAUCAUCAUUAUCGACGGAACGUGGAGUCAGGCCAGAGACAUGUUCCUCCGAAACGCCCUUUUCCGCCUGCCAAAACAGGUGCAGCUGAGAAACACUCUGUCCAGCCAGUACGUGAUCCGCACACAACCCACCAACAUGUGCCUGUCCACGCUGGAGUGUGCUGCUGCAGCGCUGUCCAUCGUGGAGAGGAGACCGGCCAUACAGGAGCAACUCUUGCGGCCGCUGCAGGCUCUGUGCACCUUCCAGCUGCAGCACGGCGCCCAGGUGCACCACAGCAAAGAGCAGCUGCUGAGGACGGGCAGGUACGAGAAGCCCAUGCCCAAGAACAGGCGCAAGAUCAAGCGGAUGGAGCAGCUCAUCUCCAACCUGAGCAUCUAGAGGAUGGGCUUGGGCUGGAGACCUGCCUGACUCGAACCUCCACAUUCCGGAACACCGCAGACCAUACAGCCAAUGGACCAAACUCAUCACCUUGGUCUGUGUCCAGGAACGUGAGCUGUUUGGACCUCACCCCCAGCCCCACCAAAUGGGCAGCGAAGCAGAAAUGAUUUGCCUAGCAGGGGAAUCCGCAGUGUUGUUGACGUUUCUCUGGGAUGGAGACAGAAUACUUCAUGUUAUGUUUUGCCACUGUGAGAUACAGAAACAGAGGAAGUCCGUUUACCGUAAGAGAAUUUUUAUGCUGCGUCUGAUUAAACAAAAAGAGGAGGUUUGUGGGCUCCGACCUUCGGACAGAGAAGUAUCUACUUUCAUACAUCUUUGCUCUUGCAGGAGGAGGUUAAGCCCAGCUGAGCAACACUGUUUGCGUUUGAGCAAAGCUGAAACAAAGGCAGUUCUUUUGAUUCGCCUUAAAGCAUCGGCGACCUGUGCUGUAGGGUGGAGGUUACAGAUGAAGCUCCUGUUACCUUGUGGUGGCCGCAGUGUCAGAUGUCCCCAGGGCCUCUGUCCCUCUUUUACUGUCUUUGUAAUACUGUAACGGUCAUGGCCCCCAUUUCAGAACACGCUGUUCCUUUGCUGCUUGUUAACAGCUCCAGAGUGUUGAUGAUGUAUGUGUUAAGUGUGUUAGGUACAUGUUAAGUACACGGUUGUAUAUUCCUUUUUUGGGGGAGGCAAAAAAAAAAAAAAACAGCCUUCACUUCAUAAUUUAAUGUCACGAGGAGUGGAAAAAAACGCUGAUCUUGAAAAGAAAGGCAGGAACAUCACUAGCAGAUGUGACAGCGUUACGGACUGUUAGCGUUUGUGAGGGAUCGUACGACCCCCGCAACACUUGGAAGAUAUUUAAUAAACUAGACUGACUCACUGGG